GACACAAUUUUUGCGCUGUGAUUUCUUUAAGAAAACGUUUUAUUUUUCCAUUCGAGUGUCGACGGUGAUAACGCAGUGAGCGGAUUAUGCACAGCUAUUCCGCAUUGCUUUUGUUGUAAUUAAAGUGCAAUUUUGUUGUGUUGACAUUUUUACAAAAAUCGAAAUUCUAUAUAUCCGACCAAAGUGCUCUGAGCAAAUAAAUGGAACCAAAACCGCCGAUAGAUAAGUCGGAAGCUGUCCCCUUAUUAGCACAAAGCGAUCAACUAGCUGGUGAACCACUAAAAAAUAUUAUAAUAUUGCCAAAACAGGGAGGAGUAGAUAGGGCGGAAGAUAAUGUUGAUGGUGCUGCGGUGGCCAGCUCAGCCAAACAAUUUCAAGAAGUGGAGCAGUACUUACAGAAAAAAGAAUCGGAUGUGGACACUGCUUUAAAUAGUGGAAAAGCCGCAGUCGCAGUCCGGCGCUCGGAAUCUUUCAACGAAAUGACACAAUAUGGCAAUGCAACGCCGGACCAAACAUUAGACGGUCAAAAGGCAGUCGACUACGGCCAAGGACAGGCAGGCAGACGAAUGGAGGCAACAGCACCAACAACACCGAGUACAACAGCAGCUGAAAACACUAUAGAUAUAGGUGUUGAAGGUGACGAAGGUCCGGAUGCUCAGGCUGCAGACGGGCAUCAUGAUUACAAAGGUCCCAAAAUCUGGCGCAUUAUCGUCCAACACUGGCCCUUCAUCUCGCAACCGCUGGCGCUGGUGGCCAUCGCCAUCGGCUUAUGGAUCAUCGCUUAUGUGCUGCUGCCCGAAUAUACGCUGCCGCAUAUGCCGAUCAUGCGUAUAUUCUUCCUGUUUGUGGGCGCACAGUUGUCGGGUGUGCUGGUGACCUUCCUGCGCCUGCCGGACAUGCUGGGCAUGCUGUUCUUCGGUGUGCUCUACACGAAUGUGGGUUUGGCCGAUUUCACGGGUUACGAUAAAUUUGAGGCAUUUUUGAGAGAGAUGGCGCUGAUAAAUAUUAUGCUCUUAGCCGGUUUGGGGCUUGAUGCGAGCGCCUUCAAGAAGCUGUGGCUCAUGAUCCUACGACUCACACUCGUGCCCACGAUUGCUGAGGUGACGAUUAUUACAUUGGUCGCAAGAUUUACUUUGGAUAUGCCUUGGUUUUGGGGCAUACUUUUAGGCCUUGUCAUCACCGCAGUCUCUCCGAACGUGGUCGUCACCGUUAUGCUGAAGUUGAAGGAGGAACGGCUGGGCCUGAACAGCGGCAUACACACAUUAAUAUACGCCAUGACCAGCUGCAAUGACGUCGUUGCGAUUUUUCUCUUCGGCGUCUUUAUGAGCGUCAUCUUUUCCACGGAUAAAUCGUUGACGGAGCAAAUACUGCAGGGACCCAUUGGCAUUUGUAUUGGCAUUGUGUUUGUUAAAGUUUAUGGAUUGAUGCUGACCAUUUUGCCCUCAACAAAGACGGUAUACCUAAACGGAUUGCGUUUUAUUUUGACCAUCUUGGGCGGCACAAUAGCGGUGAUGGGCAGUCGAGCCAUCGGUUAUCCCUCAGCUGGGGCACUCGGCUGCAUGACGAUCGCAUUUUUUGCGGGCAUCGGCUGGAAACGUCAGCAGCGGCAGCUCACGGCGCAGCAACGUCUACGUCAGUUGGAGAAUGAAAAUGCGACGGUGCCGGCGCGUCUUGACCUAUUGUGGAAAUUCCUGAAGCCUGUCUCCUUCUCGCUCAUCGGCAAAGAAAUUAAUUUCGCCGUUUUGGAUGGCCGUGUCGUCGGCUACGGUGCACUGCUGGUGCUGCUCGGAAGUUUGUUCCGUUUGGUCUUCGCCUACCUGUCGACCUAUGGCGGCAACCUGACGCGCAAGGAACGCGCCUAUAUUACAAUUUCCGGUUUUCCCAAAGCAACUGUCCAAGCCGCGCUGGGUCCACUCGCCUUGGAUAUGGCCAGAUCAUUAAAAACGGUCGAUGAGCAGAGCCUCGCCUUGGCCAACAAUGUGCUUAUCAUUUCGGUGUUAGCCAUCAUCUUCACCGCGCCGCUGGGAGCAGUGCUCAUGUUGAGAUUAGCGCCGCAUUGGUUACAACGCAGCGAAAGCGCUGCUGGCGGCAGUAACAACAACAUCGAUGGCAAUGUAAAUGGAAAUGAGUACAAGAAGAAGCGGCUCAGCGAUGGCAGCAGCCUUGGUGAUGCGGUAAAUUACACGCAAAAAGUCGCGCAGAGUCUCAGCGGAGCGCGUGGUAAAACCGAGCACAACAGUAGCAACAGCCUCAACGUCAUGGCAGCGGUUGAUGAGUCCAGCGCUGUGGGUAAGGAGACGCGCAUUGAUGUGGGUGCCACCUCCGUGGCGCGUACACCGCUGCCGGUGGCGAAGACGCCACAGCACUUGGUUUGAAGCCAAUUAACAAUGCGGAUAAGUUGGCGCCUCGCCUGGCCAACAGUUGUUGGAUGGUCAGCAGUUGUGUUUGUAUGUGUAUGUGAUGUUGACGUUGUGGCAUUAUGGCGUUAUCUUUGGCGGAGAUUUGCGCGUGCGUUUGUGCGUAGGCGGCAUUUAAACACAAAAAUAUAUGCGAAGAAAUACUUUAAAGUGAAAAAUUUUAGCGUCUAAGAUUGGAAUAUUAUUUUUGUCGCAUGUAUAUAUAUUUAGUGGCUUAAUAUUAAUACUUACAGUGACUUAACAAUUACUUAAUUCCGUAGAAAAUAUAAGUGAGUUUUUAGAUUGGCGUGUCCUCUGAUGUUUUACUUAAUUUUUUGUUUCAGUUUUAAGAUAAAAAUACUUAAUGGAAUACUAAAAGCUGUAAAUAAAGCGAAUAUUUUUUAUAAACUUA
Messenger RNA from Bactrocera dorsalis (oriental fruit fly), 2808 nucleotides. It is a transcript of the gene Nha2, whose product is annotated as sodium/hydrogen exchanger 9B2. Gene Ontology annotation, cellular component: membrane. The record is from RefSeq and is a predicted model, not a curated record. Bases 201 to 2375 code for a protein of 724 amino acids. Gene Ontology annotation, biological process: proton transmembrane transport. The transcript is spliced from 11 exons. NCBI's taxonomy places the organism in Eukaryota, Metazoa, Arthropoda, Insecta, Diptera, Tephritidae. Gene Ontology annotation, molecular function: antiporter activity.